Messenger RNA from Asparagus officinalis (garden asparagus), 720 nucleotides. RefSeq lists its product as uncharacterized. The transcript has 2 exons. The coding region runs from base 1 to 720 and encodes 239 amino acids. Lineage: Eukaryota; Viridiplantae; Streptophyta; Magnoliopsida; Asparagales; Asparagaceae. The record is from RefSeq and is a predicted model, not a curated record.
AUGACCUUUCUCUUUUUUAAGUGGUUGAUUGCCGCUAAUAUCGUCACUCGACGUGGGAGAGUAUCAGACUCAGAGGAAGAGGCAGCUCCGCAGCAAGCGACAGAGGCGACUCAUGAGGCUAUGGUGUCGACUCGAGGAAAAGAGGCUGUUGAAUCCUCGAGAAAAGGAAAGGAACCGGUUCUUCCAGCUGGUAGUGAAGAGGAAUUUGAUAGUGAGGAAACGGAGACUUCUGAAGAGGCGGGUGAGACUAGCUCGAGUUCUGAUGAAAGAGCUGGUCUCCCUGAUUCUUUCUUUGAAAGGGGACUUGUAAGACCUUCCGUCGCUCCGGCCCAACCACAAGCUGCUCCGAGAAAACGGAGAGAGAGAGUCGUCAUGACCUAUCCUAAUCGGAUGACGGUAGACGUUCUCAGUGGGGACGAAGAGGAUGAAGAGGAUACAGUGCCUCUUGCUCAUAGGCAAAGAUCUCGAUCUUCCACUCAGACCCAAGCUUCCCCCAGAGUUGAACUACGCACCAAAUAUCGCCAUGAAGGUUCCGAAGCACGUCCACUGAAGAGACAGAAGAAAGCUGUCUCUAAGCCACGCGUUCAUCUUCCUGCUCUAGAAGAGACGUCUGAUCGUAGUGCUUCUUCUGAUGAACAAGGGAAUCAAGAAGAAGGAGAAUUGCCAGCUGAUGCUGUUUCUCCAGCAAAUGCAGGAUGCUCUGAAAGAAGGAUCAGCUGA